AUGAUUUUAAGGAGAAAUUUCGGAAAAUCAAUUAAACUUGGCUCAAAGAGACGAGCCGAGAAAACUGGUGAAGGGGCGGGUCUUGUUUCCUCGCUCUUUACCCUCUUCCUGGACUUGGAAAAAAACGAUUUUGAUCUUCCUGAUCGAUUGCUAUUGAAGAUUCAUAACACAGAACAUUUUAUCUACAAAAACGCGAAUCUUUGGGGUUUUGAAGAAACAGCAAAAAUACCAAAAUAUUUUGGUGGUGCUGACUACGAGAAUAAAGACAUUAAUGCUGGCUAUUUUCUUUGUGAAUUCAUCGAGGAGAUCUCAUUUGUUCAAUAUCAUACAAAUAUCUCGGUGAAUGGAGUUGCAGAAGUGGUCAAAGCUUUGGCGAGAAUCAAUGGCUACUGUAAG
This is a messenger RNA of Mesorhabditis belari, 396 nucleotides long. NCBI's taxonomy places the organism in Eukaryota, Metazoa, Nematoda, Chromadorea, Rhabditida, Rhabditidae. The record is from the annotation of a GenBank genome assembly.